GUCUUGCACAGGUGUACCGGCUCCUCCCCUCCAGUCUUGUACAGGUGUACCGGCUCCUCCCCUUCAGUCUUACACAGGUGUACUAGCUCCUCCCCUUCAGUCUUGCACAAGUGUACCGGCUCCUCCCCUUCAGUCUUGCACAGGUGUACCGGCUCCUCCCCUUCAGUCUUGCACAGGUGUGCCGGCUCCUCCCCUUCAGUCUUGCACAGGUGUGCCGGCUCCUCCCCUUCAGUCUUGCACAGGUGUACCGGCUCCUCCCUUCAGUCUUGCACAGGUGUACCGGCUCCUCCCCUUCAGUCUUGCACAGGUGUGCCGGCUCCUCCCCUUCAGUCUUGCACAGGUGUACCGGCUCCUCCCCUUCAGUCUUGCACAGGUGUACCGGCUCCUCCCCUUCAGUCUUGCACAGGUGUACCGGCUCCUCCCCUUCAGUCUUGCACAGGUGUAGCGGCUCCUCCCCUCCAGUCUUGUACAGGUGUACCGGCUCCUCCCCUUCAGUCUUGCACAGGUGUAGCGGCUCCUCCCCUCCAGUCUUGUACAGGUGUACCGGCUCCUCCCCUCCAGUCU
Messenger RNA from Staurois parvus, 564 nucleotides. Lineage: Eukaryota; Metazoa; Chordata; Amphibia; Anura; Ranidae. The record is from the annotation of a GenBank genome assembly.